AUGGGGCUCCCCGGCCUGCGGGCGGCGGCCGAGGCCCUGCGGAGCGCCUGCGGAGCGUGGACGCCGCGCCUGGGACGCCUCCUCGGCCUGCCCCCCAUGGCCGGGAAGGCUGAGGCCCCGGCGCCCGCGGCGGGGACCCAGCCGGAGCCGGUCGGGAAGGCCGGGAGCCGCUGGCGUGGCGGGGCCAGGGUCUGGGAGGACGCGGAGCAGCCGGCCAAGAAGCUCAAGAGCAGCGGCGAGGACGGCGAGCAGCCCAGGAAGCUGCCCAAGCGCAAGAUCGUGCUGCUCAUGGCCUAUUCGGGGAAGGGCUACCACGGCAUGCAGAGGAACGUCGGGUCCUCGCAGUUCAAGACCAUCGAGGACGACCUGGUGUCGGCCCUGGUCCGGGCGGGCUGCAUCCCCGAGAACCACGGCGAGGACAUGAGGAAGAUGUCCUUCCAGCGGUGCGCCCGCACGGACAAGGGCGUGUCCGCAGCCGGGCAGGUGGUGUCCCUCAAGGUGUGGCUGAUUGACGACAUCCUAGAGAAGAUCAACAGCCACCUCCCGUCCCACAUUCGAAUACUGGGCUUGAAGCGCGUCACGGGCGGCUUCAACUCCAAGAACCGGUGCGACGCCCGGACCUACGUGUACAUGCUGCCCACCUUCGCCUUCGCCCACAAGGACCACGACCCGCAGGACGAGACGUACCGGCUGAGCGCCGACCGGCUGCGGCAGGUGAACCGGCUGCUGGCCCGCUACAAGGGCACCCACAACUUCCACAACUUCACCUCGCAGAAGGGGCCGCGGGAGCCCAGCGCCCAGCGCUACGUCCUGGACAUGGUGUGCGGGGAGCCCUUCGAGCGGGAGGGCAUGGAGUUCGCCGUCAUCGAGGUGAAGGGCCAGAGCUUCAUGACGCACCAGAUCCGCAAGAUGGUGGGCCUGGUGGUGGCCAUCGCCAAGGGCUACGCGCCCGAGGACGCGCUGGAGCGCUGCUGGGGCGAGGCCAAGGUGGACGUGCCCAAGGCGCCGGGCCUGGGCCUGGUGCUGGAGCGCGUGCACUUCGAGACCUACAACCGGCGCUUCGGCGGCGACGGGCUGCACGAGCCGCUGGACUGGGCGCGCGAGGAGGCCGAGGCCCAGGCCUUCAAGGAGCAGCACAUCUACCCGACCAUCGUCAGCACCGAGCGCCACGAGCGGUCCAUGGCCCAGUGGCUGAGCACGCUGCCCACGCACGACUUCAGCGCCACGGCCAGCGCGGCCGCCGGCGCCGGCGCCAAGGUCGCCAGCCCCCAGGAAGGCAGCGAAGAGGACGGAGAUGGUGACUGA
Molecule: messenger RNA, 1305 nt
Organism: Pipistrellus nathusii (Nathusius's pipistrelle)
Lineage: Eukaryota; Metazoa; Chordata; Mammalia; Chiroptera; Vespertilionidae
Source: the annotation of a GenBank genome assembly